Messenger RNA from Scophthalmus maximus (turbot), 1549 nucleotides. RefSeq names its product UDP-galactose-4-epimerase (gene gale). The record is from RefSeq and is a predicted model, not a curated record. The transcript has 11 exons. Gene Ontology annotation, molecular function: UDP-glucose 4-epimerase activity. The coding region runs from base 167 to 1219 and encodes 350 amino acids. Gene Ontology annotation, biological process: beta-D-galactose catabolic process via UDP-galactose, Leloir pathway. Gene Ontology annotation, cellular component: cytosol. NCBI's taxonomy places the organism in Eukaryota, Metazoa, Chordata, Actinopteri, Pleuronectiformes, Scophthalmidae.
CGUCUAACAGGAAGUAAGGACAUGUCAAAAGCAGAGAGGAUCAACUUCAGUAAGUGAGCCGACAGAUAAAUAUCUGUUCUCUCCACACACACUUUCCCACAUCCUCCGGACAGGCUUCACCCAGAGACUUUACCGGAAACGACAGUUUACACUCACAGUGCAGAGGAUGGCGGAGAAGGUGCUGGUCACAGGUGGGGCGGGCUUCAUCGGGAGUCACUGUGUGGUGGAGCUCAUCGAAGCAGGCUUCCAGCCGGUCGUGGUGGAUAACUUCAGUAACGCUGUGAGAGGAGAGGGGGACGUGCCAGAGAGCAUUCUCAGGAUACAGAAGCUCCUGGGCACCAGCAUUGAGUUUCAUGAACUAGACCUUCUGGAUCGACCAGGCCUGGAAAAACUCUUCAAAGAGCAUGCUUUCAGUGCUGUGAUGCACUUUGCUGGUCUGAAGGCCGUCGGGGAGUCAGUGGAGCAGCCGUUACGCUACUACAGAGUCAACCUCAGCGCCUCCAUGAACCUGAUUGAGGUGAUGCAGGCUCACAGGGUGCGCAAUCUGGUUUUCAGCAGCUCAGCCACGGUGUACGGAGACCCCCAGCACCUGCCCAUCGACGAGGAGCAUCCCGUGGGUGGCUGCACCAACCCCUACGGCAAGACCAAGUAUUUCAUCGAAGAGAUGAUCAAGGACCACUGUGAGGCAGAGAAGGACUGGAACGCAGUGCUGCUGCGUUAUUUCAACCCAAUUGGAGCUCAUCCCUCGGGCGUGAUAGGAGAGGACCCUCAGGGUAUCCCCAACAACCUGAUGCCAUAUGUCGCUCAGGUCGCCAUUGGGAGAAGACAGUUCCUCAGUGUAUUUGGGAAUGACUAUGACACGCUCGAUGGGACAGGUGUGAGGGAUUAUAUUCAUGUGGUAGACCUGGCGAAGGGACACAUAACAGCCCUGAAGAAGCUGAGGGAGGACUGCGGAUGCAAGGUUUACAACCUCGGAACAGGAAGGGGCUACUCCGUGCUCCAGAUGGUAAACGCCAUGGAGAAGGCAUCGGGCAGAAAGAUCCCAUACAAGAUCGCCCCUCGUAGGGGAGGCGACAUCGCAUCCUGCUACGCUGACCCUCGUCUGGCCGAGAAGGAGCUGGGCUGGAAGGCUGAUUUUGACCUGGAAAGAAUGUGUGAGGAUCUGUGGCGCUGGCAGUCCAAGAACCCUACGGGAUUUUCACACGCCACAGCCUCUUGACGCGACUCCAGCCUGUUGUCGAACUUGGUUGUUGGGUCUCUCUUCUGUAUCACCGGGCCAAAGUGAAACCAUCGGCGUUCUCGUUUUUCCCCGUGUCACAUGAACACAUGAUGUGACCUCAGGAGGAACUGAACGCGUCAUGUUUGGCCGCGUUUCAUUUCCCCUCUCAAUGUACUGUUCUCUGAUUUUUCAAAUGAUUGAGUACGAAUGCCUUUUCAGGUUUUCUCUCCGUGUUGUUUUGUCUGAUCAUAUGUGGGGUUUUUUAUGUACACGUGUAUCGACCUGUAUAAGCCAUAGCAAUGAAAGAAUAAAUUAACUUUUCUAACUGUA